This is a messenger RNA of Argentina anserina (silverweed cinquefoil), 906 nucleotides long. RefSeq lists its product as uncharacterized. The coding region runs from base 199 to 708 and encodes 169 amino acids. NCBI's taxonomy places the organism in Eukaryota, Viridiplantae, Streptophyta, Magnoliopsida, Rosales, Rosaceae. The transcript is spliced from 5 exons. The record is from RefSeq and is a predicted model, not a curated record.
UCUCUGUGAAGAUAUUUUCUCUCUGGUUUCCAAAACAAAACGUAGCCCAUAUAAAACGCAGACUGACGGGCCUCUCUCUUUUUCUCUCCUUCUCUACCAAUUAGAAUCUCUUAUGGUUAUGGUCUGAGAUUGAAGCAGCUCUCAUCAAUCAGAUUGUGUUCUUCCAAUUCAAGCUUUCUCGAUUUCGAUUCCGGAGUUAUGGACCGGGAAGGAGGUUCCAAUGCUGCCGGAUCUUGCUACUACGCCGUCCUCGGUAUUCGCAAGGAUUCCUCCUCCUCCGAUAUACGCGCCGCUUACCGCAAACUCGCCCUGAAAUGGCAUCCGGAUAGGUGGGCCCGGAACCAGAACGCGGCGGUGGCCGGAGAAGCGAAUCGCCGGUUUCAGCAAAUCCAAGAAGCUUAUUCUGUUCUCUCGGACCAGGGGAAGAGGUCACUGUACGACGCCGGGGUUUACGACCCGCUGGAAGAGGAAGACGAAGAAUUCGGGGAUUUCAUGCAGGAGAUGAUUUCCAUGAUGAACAAUGUGAAGGACGAGGGUGACAGCUUUGAAGACCUCCAGAGGAUGUUUGUGGAAAUGGUUGGUGGUGAUGAUAACCACGGCAAGGGGUUUGACAUCGGCGGCGCGGAUCCAACGGCCACCAAGAAGGCACGUGUGGGUUCGUCCAGAAGUAACUCUAAUGCCGCCAAGCGAGAAACGGCGCGGUGCUAGGCCGCCCUACCGGUUCACCACCGGCAUUCAUGGUGUAAUUCGACGAUUUAACCUCACCUGGGUAUUGGCUUGUUUUGUAAUGGGUAGGUGGAUUUUUAGGCAACUUAAUCUAGCUCGGCUGAAGCACCUGUUAGUGGGUUGUCACAAAAACUUUGCAGUAUUGGUACGUUUUAGCAAUAAAAUUUCUUUUUGUGGGUU